AUGUGUUUUUGGGAGCCGCCGCAGAUCAAUAACCCGGCCUAUAAGGGCGAGUGGAAACCCAAACAGAUCGACAAUCCCGCCUAUAAGGGCCCGUGGGUUCACCCGGAGGUCGAUAACCCCGCGUAUGUCGCCGACACUAACCUCUACCUGCAAAAGGACGUGUGCGCCAUCGGCUUCGACUUAUGGCAAGUGAAGGCCGGAACCAUUUUCGACAACGUGUUGAUUACCGACAGCGAACAAGAGGCCGAUGAGAUCCAGGACGAGAUCCUCAACUCCACAGUGAAAGACGAGAAGAUAAUGAAAGACAAGUUGGAUGAGGAGGAGAAGAAGGCCACCGACUCAGAGAAGAAGACAGAAGACAAGGAGGACGACGACAAGGAAGAAGAGACCAAAGAGGAAGAAGAGGACGAACACGAACACGAAGAGCUAUAA
Messenger RNA from Medioppia subpectinata, 432 nucleotides. Lineage: Eukaryota; Metazoa; Arthropoda; Arachnida; Sarcoptiformes; Oppiidae. The record is from the annotation of a GenBank genome assembly.